GAAGGAAGUGACGGCUCAUGUGUAUCUGUAUUGUUAUGUAAAGGUAGCCAAAUACCAUUUCGCGCUUCGAAAUGUCUUGCCAAGAUCACUUUGGUUCUAGGGCACGCGAGCAGCAAGCCCGUUCGAUUUGCAUCCGCCCGUGACAGAGCAUCAACACAUACACAUCUACAUACAUACACAUUGUUGGCUCAUCUCGGUACGGAACCCCAGUCACUACGCCUCGAUACCCGCCCGCGUACCCAGAUGAGAGAGCUGGGGGGCGGGUGAUUUGGGACAAGUUGCCCUAGACACAAUACAUACACAGAAAAAAGGGGGAGAAGGGGGCUCACCCUGAGGGACGGCCCAUUGCAUUGUCUUCCUGGACAAAGCCAGGGGCAUGGAUAUAUAUAUAUAUAUCCAUGCAUACAUACACAUUAUGGCUACCUCUAUCAGGCGAUGGGCCAGCUAAACGACAAAGCUUGGCCUGGUUAAUGCUUUGUUUGUCGAGGAAACUACCUCCCGAAGAUCGAAUCCAGCCGCUCGUGCCUUCCAAACUUCCGGCAUGCGUCUACGUACUCGUACUCGUCCUGACGCCGGCCUUGGCCUGGCAGGCCGCGGCUCGGUCCGGGAACAGCAUCGCCCGGCCCUCGCCAUCUCUCUUCCUUUCCCUCGACGGUCUGAGGCCCGAUUCUCUCUCUGCAUGCUUCGCAGUCAGGCGCUUAUCUACGACGUCCUACUUACCUAGCAGCCCGCCUGCCGACCGGCCCAGUCCGGGCCCGAGGAGCGUCAAGAUGGUGCGCUGGGGCCGAGGUCUGAUGCAGUUGGACCGCGACUACGCGGUCGCCCAGGAGCUGCCCGGGAUGCUCGGCUGCGACCUCCACCCCGACGCGGCCAACGUCGAAGGCACGGCCCGGCAGCUGAACGACGGCCGCCUGUCUCUGUGCUUCGACAGGGUCCUCAACGAAGCCUUCCGGUCGCGCGCCGGCCACGGGCGGGGGCGCGUCAUUAUAAUCCUUGGAAUCCUCGCCAUGGUGGCCGGGGCCAGGAUCGGGGAGCGCCACUUGAUGGCGCUUCGGGUGCUGCGGCCCUGGCUGCCCACCGUGGAGCAGCAGUUGCAGGUAGUCGCCGCCCUCGACGGAUACAAGAACGACGGGACGCGCUGGAGGUUGGGGAGCAAGAAUUACGAUUGGACGUGGGCCUCGGCCUUGCUGGGGGAGAUGGACUUCGACCUCGGCGACGAGGUCUGGUUCAGCGGCUUGGGGUGGGUUGGGAGAGAAGCAUCUCACGAGUUGUGGCCCCCGUCCGGCCCCGAGCGGCUCCGGUAGCUGACGAUGAUCUAUCCCGAGGGGCAGACACUCGGAGGACGAGGAUCCCACGGCGGAGACCACCAGCCACGUCUGCUUCAGCUGCGGAGAGAAGGCGCCUUUCCUUCGACGCUGCGGACGCUGCAAAAUGGCUCGUUACUGCAGCUGGACCUGCCAGCGGGGGGGUUAAUUCCUAACAAUACCUCGCAGC
Messenger RNA from Durotheca rogersii, 1494 nucleotides. RefSeq lists its product as uncharacterized. The transcript is spliced from 2 exons. The record is from RefSeq and is a predicted model, not a curated record. The coding region runs from base 399 to 1304 and encodes 301 amino acids. NCBI's taxonomy places the organism in Eukaryota, Fungi, Ascomycota, Sordariomycetes, Xylariales, Xylariaceae.